Messenger RNA from Hydra vulgaris (swiftwater hydra), 1027 nucleotides. RefSeq names its product dynactin subunit 6. Gene Ontology annotation, molecular function: dynein complex binding. The record is from RefSeq and is a predicted model, not a curated record. Gene Ontology annotation, biological process: mitotic spindle organization. Gene Ontology annotation, cellular component: dynactin complex. NCBI's taxonomy places the organism in Eukaryota, Metazoa, Cnidaria, Hydrozoa, Anthoathecata, Hydridae.
AAUUAUUGUAUCAUUGUAGGUCAUCACACUAUUGUAAGUUUAUAACUGUUUGUGACUGAAAUAUACGAUUGGUUGAUUGAUUUACAUCAAAUUUAUGAGUUAAUAGAAAUAUUGUAUUUUAACCAUGAACAAAUCUUUAAUUAAAAUUAACCCUGGUGCCCUUGUUUGUAAUGAGGCUGAAAUCAGUGGUGAUGUUUCCAUUGGUGUCAAAACAGUUGUUCACCCAAAAGCAAGGAUAAUUGCGGACAAAGGUAGUAUUAUCAUUGGCGAUGGUAAUUUGAUAGAAGAGCAGGCUACUAUUAUUAAUUGUCAUCCUGGUCGCACAUUAGUAAUUGGCCAUUGUAAUGUUUUUGAAAUAGGCACUUAUGUUGAAGCUAUUGCAAUCGGUAGCAACAAUGUUUUUGAAGCUAAAACAUUUAUUGGACCAAACAUUGAAGUAACAGAUGGAUGUGUAGUAGGUGCUAUGUGCCGAUUGACUGGAAAAGAAAAACUUAAUGAGAAUACAGUGAUAUAUGGAGAAAAAUGUUCGAGAAGAAUUGCUUUAGAGAAACCAGCUCAACAAAUACUUCAAUUAGACUUUUUAGCAAAAAUCCUUCCGAACUAUCACCACAUGAAAGGAAAGAGUAAAUAAAAUCUAGUAAAUUUUCUUCGAAAAUUUGACUUGUUAACAAUAUGCGACACAUUAAAAUUACGGCAAAUUUUGUUUUUAGAUUAUUUUGCUAUUUCAUUAAAACCGAGUUACGUCACAAAUUUUUGGUAUAUUGUUACAUCAGAUUCGUAUUUAUCGAGAUAAAAUACGAUUUACUAUGUCAAUACUUUUAUCACGUUUUGAUUUUUAUAAGCAUAAGUUAUCGCUUUCAGGAUUUAGCUAAAGAAACAUAAAAAAUAUUACUAAAAGAAAACUUAUACAUUUAUUUAUUUAAUAUUGUUUAAUUUAUUUUUUAUAUUGUAUUUUAGUGAAUGCUGCGAUUUCAAAUUUAGUGAAUGUACAAUUUUUUUUUUAGUAAGAAAUAUUGAGUCUGCUCUA